GGAGACACGUGACGCGAUGUCUCCGGGUGCUGACAGACCCUGGCUGAGCACGGCAGAGAAACACACCGCGCGUUUUCUUGCAUAAAACAGGAGGAACGUCUUCUCUUUUGUACACCGAUGUGAAGCGUAAAUUUCCUGGUAGUAUGAGCGGCUGAAUGAAUCGUUUUGUACUCUGCUUGAAUAGCUCGUUGGUUCUGUCUCUGAAUUGUUAACCUAUCGGGACUUUGGGGGAUCCGCAUACGCAAUUGCAUCUCUCCAGUUCCUUUUGCUCUUUCGACACCAAUGCAGUGAUUUUUGUCAAACAAAACCAAAAAUUACAUCGAUGCGGAGGCCAUCACCAAACCUCACCUAUAAAGCUAGCUGAACAAGGGACCACACAAUGGUGUUCCUCUCAAGAUUGUGGCACAAUAUGUCAAAGUGGAUGUGAUUAGAAAGUUUGUGAGCACUGAGGGCCCUACUCGGGCCUCCAUAUUAAACCCACUUUGAGAAGUAGCUUAUUUUUUUAAGUAAAUUUUUUUAAAAACCUUUUUUUGUACACAUGAAACUUUGCCAACGCAAUGACGAGUUAAUUUACCCCCAAGACCCAUGGUGGCCUAAUUUCCUCAAAGCUUUCCUGUACAUACUUGGCUUCAUGUGAUGGAUACUGUGAAAAACAUGCCCCACUGUAAACCACUAGGAUCCACUGAAGGAGUUUAAUUCUGUUUUAGAGAAAAUCCCUAAUUUUUUAGUAUCCAAGAUAAUUUAUUGUUCAGAAUUUUUUUUCUUAAGAAUACGUUCAGCUUUAUUUGCUUAUAUUUAUUUUAGAUACACAUUGUCUGUAUGCAAUAUGAUUAGGCCAUAACAUAGGCCUUCUCCUUCCUGGCAAAGAAAACAAUGAAUAAAGGAAAAUUACACGAAAUGUACAGCUGUCCCAUUUGUGACAGGGAACCCAUUUAUGUUUUAGGACCGGAAAACUAAGACAUUUAAUUCUAUCAGAUUUUAGAUUAGCUUUACAAGAACUUUUUCAAUUCACCAUGAGCGUCUCCCUGCGUAACGGUGUCCAUUUGAUGUGGAUAGGCCUACUGGUUUGUUGCCUGGUUGAUAUAGGGACUAGCAUGGAGUUCACUGGUGCUGAGGGCCAGUGGGCGCGGUUUCCCAUGUGGAACGCCUGCUGUGAAAGCGAAAUGAGCUUCAACAUGAAAACAAAAAGCUCUCAUGGACUUUUAGUGUAUUUCGACGAUGAAGGAUUCUGUGACUUCUUGGAGCUGCUGAUCCACAACGGCAGACUCAGCCUACGUUUCUCCAUCUUCUGUGCCGAACCUGCCAUGGUGCUGUCCGACACGGCGGUCAACGACAGCCACUGGCACGCAGUUACCCUGCGCAGGAAUUUCAAGAACACCACGUUAGUUGUGGAUGAUGAGAUCAAGUGGGUGGAAGUUAAGUCUAAAAGACGGGACAUGACUGUUUUCAGCCACUUGUUCUUAGGGGGGAUACCCCCCGAACUGCGAUCUUUAGCUCUGCGGCUCACAUCUGCAUCCAUCAAAGACCAGGUUCCAUACAAAGGAUGGAUAACCAGUUUAAAGGUGAAUGGGUCUGAGCCAGUGCUAACUGGUAGUGAGGGAAUCAACACCGAUGUCUGCGAAGCUGACCACAUUUGCCUGAAUGGAGGAGUGUGCAGUAUCGUCAACAAUCAGCCCAUCUGUGACUGCUCCGAAACAGGGUUCCAGGGGAAAGACUGCAGUGAAGAAGAGGCCUAUGUUGGAGGUCUUGCACACAUGAUGAUGGGCGACCAAGGUAAAAGUAAAGUGAGGGAGGAAUACGUGGCUACCUUCAAGGGCUCGGAGUACUUCUGCUACGACCUGUCCCCCAACCCCAUCCAGAGCAGCAGCGACGAGAUCACGCUCUCCUUCAAGACCCUGCAGCGCAACGGCCUCAUGCUCCACACAGGCAAAUCCGCCGACUACGUCAACCUGGCGUUGAAGAGCGGCGCUGUCUCACUCGUCAUCAACCUGGGCUCGGGGGCCUUCGAGGCCCUCGUCGAGCCUGUCAAUGGGAAAUUUAAUGACAAUGCCUGGCAUGAUGUGAAGGUUACCAGGAACCUCCGUCAGCACUCAGGCAUUGGACACGCUAUGGUUACAAUAUCCGUGGAUGGAAUUCUCACCACCACUGGAUAUACACAAGAGGACUACACCAUGCUAGGCUCUGAUGACUUUUUCUAUGUUGGGGGCAGUCCCAGUACUGCAGAUCUGCCUGGAUCCCCCGUUAGCAACAACUUUAUGGGCUGCCUGAAGGAGGUGGUAUACAAGAACAACGACGUGAGACUGGAGCUGUCUCGCCUGGCCAAGCAGGGCGACCCCAAGAUGAAAGUGAGCGGAAUGGUGGCUUUCAAGUGCGAGAAUGUGGCCACGUUAGACCCGGUCACCUUUGAGACGCCCGAGUCCUUUGUGACGCUCAGCAAGUGGACAGCAAAGAAAGCCGGCUCCAUCUCCUUUGACUUCCGCACGACAGAGCCCAAUGGCCUGCUCCUCUUCAGCCACGGCAAGCCCAAGCAGCAGCAGCAGAAAGACCCCAAGGGCCCCAAGACCAUGAAGGUGGACUUCUUUGCCAUUGAGAUGCUGGAAGGCCACCUUUACCUGCUGCUGGACAUGGGCUCAGGCACCACCAAGACCCGGGCUGUCAACAAGAAGGUCAACGACGGAGAAUGGUACCACGUAGACUUCCAGCGGGAUGGCAGAUCAGGCACCAUCUCUGUGAACUCAGUGCGCACUCCCUACACGGCUCCUGGCGAGAGCGAGAUCCUGGAUCUGGAUGACACACUGUACCUGGGCGGCCUGCCCGAGGACCGCGCGGGCCUGGUCUUCCCCACCGAGGUGUGGACCGCCCUGCUCAACUACGGCUAUGUGGGCUGCGUGCGCGACCUCUUCAUGGACGGCCAGAGCAAAGACAUUCGCCGCAUAGCCGAGGCCCAGCGUGCCAUGGGCGUGAAGCCGUCCUGCUCCAAAGAGCCGCCCAAGCAGUGCCUGAGCAACCCGUGUCUAAACAGCGGCUCGUGCCGAGAGGGCUGGAACCGUUACGUGUGCGACUGCUCUGGGACCGGCUACCUGGGCCGCUCCUGCGAGAGGGAUGCCACUAUCCUCAGUUAUGAUGGCAGUAAGUUUAUGAAGAUCAAGUUGCCGGUGGUGAUGCAUACUGAGGCGGAGGACGUGUCGCUACGGUUUCGCUCUCAGCGCGCCUACGGUGUUCUCAUGGCAACCACCUCCCGCAACUCUGCGGACACCCUCCGACUGGAGCUGGACGGGGGGCGGGUCCGACUUACUGUCAAUCUAGACUGUAUCAAGAAUAACUGUACUACCAGUAAAGGCCCAGAGACCAUCUUUGUGGGCCAGAACCUGAAUGAUAAUGAAUGGCACACGGUCCGUGUGGUCAGAAGAGGGAAAAGCUUGAAGUUAAUGAUGGAUGAUUUACAGCCCUCAGAAGGUCAAAUCACAGGUGACCACACACAGCUAGAGUUCCACAACAUCGAGACGGGAAUCAUUACGGAAAAACUCUACAUGCCUGCCAUGCCCUCCAACUUCAUUGGGCACCUGCAGGGCCUGUCCUUCAAUGGCAUGUCCUACAUUGACUUGUGCAAGAACGGGGACAUCGACUACUGCGAGCUCAAUGCCAUGAUUGGUUACAAGAGCAUAGUGGCCGACCCGGUGACCUUCAAGUCUCGCUCCAGUUACGUGACGCUGCCGACCCUGCAGGCCUACUACUCCAUGCACCUGUUCCUCCAGUUCAAGACCACUUCCCCCGAUGGCCUGAUCCUCUACAACCGGGGAGACGGCAAUGACUUCAUAGUGGUGGAGCUGGUCAAAGGAUACCUGCACUAUGUCUCAGACUUGGGACAUGGUGCUCACCUCAUCAAAGGCAAUUCCAACACGCCCCUCAAUGACAACCACUGGCACAAUGUGAUGAUCUCACGGGACACCAACAACCUGCACACGGUCAAGAUAGACACCAAAAUCACCACCCAAACCACAAUGGGGGCCAAGAACCUUGAUUUGAAAGGUGAUCUGUACGUGGGAGGGGUGGCGAAGGAAAUGUAUAAGGACCUCCCUAAGCUGGUGCACUCGAAGGAAGGCUUCCAGGGCUGCCUGGCAUCUGUGGAUCUGAACGGCCGCUUGCCAGACCUGCUGUCAGACGCGCUGAACACUGCCGGCCAGGUGGAGAGGGGCUGUGAAGGGCCCAGCACUACGUGUCAGGAAGACUCCUGCUCCAAUCAGGGUGUGUGUCUGCAGCAGUGGGAGGGCUUUACCUGUGACUGCAGUAUGACGUCAUUCGGGGGGCCUCUCUGCAACGACGCGGGAACGACAUACAUCUUUGGGCGGGAUGGCGGGCUGAUUGUGUACACCUGGCCGCCCAACGACAGGCCCAGCACGCGAGCGGACCGCCUGGCUGUUGGCUUCAGUACCCAGCAGAAAGACGCAGUCUUGGUCAGAGUGGACAGCUCCUCUGGCCUCGGAGAUUACCUGCAACUGCAGAUAGAAAAAGGAAAUAUCAGAGUUGUGUUCAAUGUGGGCACCGAUGACAUAAACAUUGAAGAGACCUCAAAGUUUGUAAAUGAUGGAAAGUACCACAUAGUUCGCUUUACAAGAAGUGGUGGUAAUGCCACCUUGCAGGUGGACGAUCUGCCAGUCAUAGAGCGAUAUCCCACAGGCAACAUUGAUAACGAACGCCUGGCGAUUGCUAGACAGCGAAUCCCAUAUCGGCUUGGUCGAGUAGUUGACGAAUGGCUACUCGACAAAGGUAGACAGCUCACCAUCUUCAACAGCCAGACUACCAUAAAGAUUGGCGGGUGGGAGCGGGGAAGCCGCCCCUUCCAGGGCCAGCUCUCCGGCCUCUACUACAACGGCCUCAAGGUGCUCAACAUGGCCGCCGAGGGCGACCCCAAUGUGCGUGUGGAGGGGAGCGCCCGUUUGGUGGGCGACCUGCCCUCCUCCUCCAUCACGCCCCAAUCCAGUGCUUCGGCCACGGGCAACCGCUCGGACUCGUCCCCCUCACUCACAGACAUCACCACCACCACAGCCUCCAACCGCCAGGGCAAGCAGACCACAACCACACAGGAUGAUCUGUUGGUAGCAUCAGCUGAGUGUCCCAGUGAUGAUGAGGACAUUGACCCAUGUGAUCCAACCUCAGGUGGGUUAGCACACCCUCCCCUGCCCGAGGCAAAGGGCUACCCAAGCCCAGAGGUGAUCCGGGAGUCCAGCAGCACCACAGGCAUGGUGGUGGGCAUCGUCGCUGCAGCAGCUCUCUGCAUCCUCAUCCUCCUCUACGCCAUGUACAAGUACCGCAACCGCGACGAAGGCUCCUACCACGUGGACGAGAGCCGCAACUACAUCAGCAACUCGGCCACGCAGCCCAAUGGAGCUGCCAUCAAGGAGAAGCCCAUUGGCGUGGCCAAGAUCUCUAGCAAGAACAAAAAGAACAAGGACAAAGAAUAUUACGUCUGAUCCCACAACUCCUCUCCCUCCCUGCCCACUGCUCCCAUACUCAGAGACUCAGGCAAGGGGGAGAACAUGCCAAUCUGUGUAUAGUAAUUAAUUGAGAAAAAAAAAACACAGUCUUGGUUUUAAGACGUGGCAUACUGUUACUAACAAUAAGAAAAUAUCAUUUCUACUCAAGCACACAAGAACUAUACAAAGCUGAAAGUGUGUACAAAGAAUUGGGCAAAGAGUAUGUUAAACCCACAGAAUGGCGGAAACCUUCAAAGUUAAUUCUUUGGGAAAGCCAGUUGAAGCCCAUACAUUAGGGUAAAUCUCUCAAAGACUAGGCCACUGCCCAGAACUGAGGUGUUACUGUGUUUCAUAUUAUGUUGCCUGUGUACGUGUUGCUGGGACAUGUCUUCUACAUCCAGGAAACCCAUGAAUAUCUGGAAAAUGACAAAGACAUUCACUAUAACAGAGGAUAAAGAGCAAGAGACUUACCACUAUGAGAAGCUACCUACUGUAUGAUUGUUAAAUCAGCCAAAGUAUUCGCCAACUCCACCCACCUCCCCACCCCCCCACCCCUUUUUAUUGGCAGUGUUGGUGAGCAGAAGGAAGAGAAAAUGAGGAACACUAAGGGAUCCAAACUUAAGUAUAUCGGCGGCCCGAUGCCUUGGUGUCAAAGUGAGUAUGGCGGCCCGAUGCCUUGGUGUCAUAGAGGACUGCAGAGGCCUUAUUAACCAAGUAUAAAAUCUCUGGUUGUUUCUUUUGUUUGUAAGUUUGUCAUGACUAUGACAACAGCAGUGGUGAUGCUAAUGGUUAUGGUGGAGAAUGAUGGGACCGUGAAUCUGAGAAUCUGAGGAAAAACUCAUGCACGUGAAGUAUCUUAUUACAUAUGUUUAUAUACGGUGCAAAGACUAUCUAUGUGUGCUCUCUGGACUGUGACUGAAGUGGUGUUUUAUAGCCUGUUAUAUAGAUGAUGCCAACUACAGUAUACCUGCUCUUCAAACAUUUUCUAGUAAAAGCAAAUUGGAAAAAACUGAAAAAAACUGAAAAAAUAAAUGUUAAUGUGUUGCUAUAGCGAUAGAACUGUUCUACCAUUAGCUACAAACAUUUGGGAUUUUUUAAUUUAACUUUAUGUGCAUCCUCAAUGUCAGUAAUUUAUUUCUGUCAUUAUACUUUGUUUCUUCAGCUACUUGUGUGUCAUCAUACAAAGUCGAGAACAUUAAUUUGGUUUCAUGAAAAAGAAAAACAUCACAUGGAAAGUCAAUUUAGCUGAACUGUUGAAGCAGUAUAAUUUUGCUCUACUCAAUGGCCAGACUAAUUAUGCAUGGCCAGUAACACAUGGCUAUGAUAAGAGAUGACACCUAAAAGUGAAAUUGAUUCAUAAACAUGUGCAUUGGAACAAAACAACUGGAACAUACUAAUCUCUAAGACAACUCAAAUUUAAACCAUAUUGUUUGUGAACACACUUUGCUAUCUUGUACUACACCAAAUGUACAAGACGUACAAAAUGCAUAAAUUUCAAAAUAAAAUGUUUGAUUUUUGUUUUGUGUUUUUUAUUUAUGUACAAUUUUUCUAUGAUACCUUCUUUUGUUUUUUGUUUUCUUUUUUUUUGUGACAAUUAUUUGAUGACCUCAAAGUGAAGAUUUAUUAUGAAAAAAUAGUUUUGAAAAAUCAAAUGAAUAAAUAAAAUAUUAAUUAAGACUUGAA
Electrophorus electricus (electric eel) is the source of this 7157-nucleotide messenger RNA. The record is from RefSeq and is a predicted model, not a curated record. NCBI's taxonomy places the organism in Eukaryota, Metazoa, Chordata, Actinopteri, Gymnotiformes, Gymnotidae.